ACAUUUUUUUAUUAAUAAAAAAAGACUCUCAGACUCUCUCCCUCUCUGUCUCUCUCUCUCUCUUGCACUUUAUGCUGUUCAAAUUCGAUACUUUGCUAUUUUCCAUUUUUUUUUUUUAAUUUCUUUUGGUAUUUUUGCUGAGAACGAGGCCCUUUGUUUCAAAGAGAAAGAAAGAGAGAGAGAGAGAGAGAGAGAGAGAGAGAGAGCUUCAACUUCUUUCUCUCUCUGUCUCUCUCUUAUGUCUGCCGCAUUGUCUUGUUCUACUUAGAAUCUAAUCUCACUUCCACGCAUUAAAGCAUUGUCUCUCUUUCUCUUUCUUUCUAGUCGUUGUGUUUCAUAUUUUCUUUUUUUUUUUUCUGUUUCUGGGUUUGUUUGCUAAACUUUCAUAGAGUGUAUACAUAGCACCAUAAGAGCAAAGCAAGAUAACCCAACUGUUGUUUGGUCCUAUUCUUACAAGUUUUGGAGCUUUUACAAUAGCUUUUUAAGAGCUUUGAGAAUUUUACUUGGAAAAUUUACAGAACUGAGCUUGUUCUUAAUCCCCCACAAGAGUGAAAAUCAAAAUUUGGGAAGGGACAGUCCUUGCCAUGUGGUUCUAUUCCUUGAAUGUUUGAUAUCUUUGGCUGAUUCUAAGCAAAACCAAGGAAACCAGGAAUUGCUAGCAUAUAAGGAGAGCUUGUAUGAAGUAAUAGUGAAACAAUGAGAGAUGGGAAUUCCAAGAAAAGCAAGCUCUCAUGGUCAAAGAAAAUGGUCAGAAAGUGGUUCAACAUCAAGAGUAAGACUGAAGACUUUCAGGCUGAUGAUGUUUAUGAAGGUGGUGAUGUUGAAUACAGGACUAGCUUCUCAGAGAGGGAACCUUGCACAAUCAAAAAGAGCAAAACAGAGAAAUCUAGCAAGAACAACGAGCAGAAUCGGCGUGGGAGAAUGAAUCUUGAACAUCCUCGAAUCAUAGAUGUGCAGAACUAUAGCAUUUUUGUUGCUACAUGGAAUGUGGCUGGAAGAUCACCACCAAGCAACUUAAAUCUAGAUGAAUGGCUUCAUGCCUCACCUCCUGCAGACAUUUAUGUUCUUGGGUUUCAGGAGAUUGUUCCACUAAAUGCUGGUAAUGUUCUGGGCGCUGAAGACAAUGGCCCUGCUAAGAAAUGGUUAUCUCUCAUUCGGAAGACUCUGAACAAUCUUCCUGGGACCAGUGGGUGCAGUGGAUGCUAUACACCAUCUCCGAUCCCAGAACCAAUUGUAGAAUUAGAUGCAGAUUUUGAGGGAUCAGCUAGACAGAAGAAUUCGUCUUUCUUUCACCGCCGGUCAUUCCAGGCAACGCGCAGCUGGAGAAUGGACAAUGACCCUUCAAUCCCACAGCCACGACUUGAUCGGCGGUUCAGUGUAUGCGAUAGAGUAAUCUUUGGUCACAGGCCAAGUGAUUUUGGUCACAGGCCAAGUGACUAUAGUCAUAGGCCAAGCGACUAUAGUCACAGACCUAGCGACUAUGGUCAUAGGCCUAGUGACUAUGAUCCCAAUUACCGGUGGGGUCAGAGACCAAGUGAUUAUUCCAGGCCAAGUGACUACUCCAGAUGGGGUUCAUCUGAUGAUGAUAAUGGUCCUGGUGAUUCACCAAGUACUGUUUUAUUCUCUCCAAUGUCCUAUACUUAUGGUGCAUCUGCAUCCAAUGAUGAUGGAUAUAGAAUACAAGGGCAUUCAAGAUACUGCUUAGUUGCAAGUAAGCAAAUGGUUGGCAUAUUUCUUACCAUAUGGGUCAGGAGCGAAUUGAGAGAUCAUGUUCGAAACAUGAAAGUAUCAUGUGUUGGAAGAGGGUUGAUGGGUUACCUUGGAAAUAAGGGAUCUAUUUCAGUCAGCAUGUCUUUGCACCAAACAAGCUUCUGCUUUGUUUGCAGUCAUUUAACCUCAGGACAAAAGGAGGGUGAUGAGCUAAGAAGGAAUGCUGAUGUCAUGGAGAUUCUCAGGAAAACAAGAUUUCCAAAGGUUCAGAGUGCGGGGGAUGAGAACUCCCCAGAAACUAUCCUUGAGCAUGAUCGAGUUAUUUGGCUUGGGGAUUUGAAUUAUCGAAUUGCACUAUCUUACCGCUCAGCUAAGGCACUAGUUGAGAUGCAAAACUGGAGAGCAUUAUUAGAGAAUGACCAGUUACGGAUAGAGCAAAGACGAGGACGUGUUUUUAUCGGAUGGAAUGAGGGGAAGAUUUAUUUCCCACCAACAUACAAGUAUUCAACUAAUUCGGACAGAUAUGCAGGGGAUGAUAUGCACCCUAAAGAGAAACGUCGAACACCUGCUUGGUGUGACCGAAUAUUGUGGUACGGUGAAGGGCUCCAUCAACUAUCUUAUGUGCGAGGGGAAUCUAGAUUUUCAGAUCACAGACCAGUCUAUGGCAUAUUUUGGGCAGAGGUUGAGUCUAGCCAUAACCGGUUGAAGAAAAGCACGAGUUAUUCAAGUUCAAGGAUUGAGGUGGAGGAGCUUCUGCCCUAUUCACAUGGAUAUACUGAACUAAGCUUUUUCUAAAAGGAUGUGACUUGUGAGAAUAAUGAUGACCCACAUUGAUUCAUAUUCAAGAUACCAGUAGUGUUGAUGAAGUUUCAAUUUUAUUUUUUUCUGCAAAUCAAAGAAUGGUUGACAUCUUCAAUCAAAUCAGGGCGGGAAUCACUUUGAAGAAAAUUCAUCUCCUUAUAAGGGUGAUAGAGACUUUCCGUUGCCCACAAACCGAAAAAGGGGUUUUUAACAACGUAAUUUUGGUCGGGUUUAACUCAUUUUCACUUACCAACAUCCAACAUUUUGUACAGUUUGAUCAACAUCAAUCAUAGCUUGUUAGCUAAUUGAUAUGUAUAUCAGUUCCAGACUUAUCCACCAUUAUUUGGUUACCCAAUUAACAGACAACUUUCCUUUUUUGCCAUCUCAUAGUUCCUUACAACCAUUUUUCAGACUCUGCACAAUGAUUAGGAAGAACUUGACCAUUCAAAAAAACUGACCAGUUGGAAGAUGAGGAUUCUUUUUCUUUUCUUUUUUGUUUGGAUUUUUUUAAUUCAAGAUUCUUUAUUUGUUUUAGGGAAUACAUAUGAAAUAUGAUAUGACUGAAGCGAAUGUGAAAGAUGGUCAAAAUAACCAUUUGUAUACUUCCUUUCUUUUUUUUCUUGUUCUUUUUUUCUGAUUUAAUGGAAAGAGUAGCAAAGAUAAAAAAAAAGAAUUAAAGUUCCUGAACCCUCUUGCUCUCCUUUGCUAAUGAUUGUACUGAGAAAAAGUAUGUUUUCUUAAAAGGCUUUCCCAUCCCCACUUCUGGUUUACUUUUCUUAAAUUAUUUAUUUAUUUAUUUAUUUUUAUUGUGAGGUUGAAUAACAAAUGUAAAAAGCACAAACCAGGUUUUACAGAUUUUGGCAGACAUAUAGGAACUGGGAAGCCAUGAUUUAGAGAC
Messenger RNA from Ziziphus jujuba (common jujube), 3409 nucleotides. Its product is annotated as type IV inositol polyphosphate 5-phosphatase 7. Gene Ontology annotation, molecular function: phosphatidylinositol-4,5-bisphosphate 5-phosphatase activity; inositol-polyphosphate 5-phosphatase activity; phosphatidylinositol-3,4,5-trisphosphate 5-phosphatase activity. The record is from RefSeq and is a predicted model, not a curated record. NCBI's taxonomy places the organism in Eukaryota, Viridiplantae, Streptophyta, Magnoliopsida, Rosales, Rhamnaceae. The transcript is spliced from 14 exons. Gene Ontology annotation, biological process: phosphatidylinositol dephosphorylation. The coding region runs from base 697 to 2505 and encodes 602 amino acids.